CACUGUCAAGAUGAUCAUCUUAUGGAUUACAUUGUUUUUAAUUCACCAAGGAUAUACUGUAGUUCCAGUGAAAACUGUUCAGCUUGGUGAACCAGCGACUAUAACAUGUGCUAUACCCAAAGAGCUCAGCAGUAGAGGAGUCCACUGGUACAAGCAGAGCUUUGGGGGAACUCUGAAGUUAAUAGUGACAGUAUUCAAAUCUACAGAACCUACUUUUGGUCCUGAAUUUACUAGUUUGAAAUUUGACAUAGGUGAUGAUUUUGCCAGCCUGACCAUUUUGAAAACAGAUCAAGACGAUGAGGGAAUCUAUCACUGUGCAAACACAGAAAGGAUUGGAGUUAAAUGGAGUGGGACGUAUUUGUUGGUAAAAGGAAACACUCAGAGGACAUCAAACUAUACAGUUAGUCAGCUGCUAAAAGAAUCAAACCCAGUUCGUUUAGGAGACACAAUGACUCUUCAGUGUUCAGUCUUUUCUGACUCUGACAAGACAUGUCCAGGAGGUCUCAAUAUUCUCUGGUUCAGAACUGGAUCAAAUAAUGCUCAUCCAAACAUCAUCUACACUGACACAAACAACUAUAAUGUAUGUGAGAAAAAUUUUGACCCCCAGGAUAGAUGUGUUUAUCGCUUCUCUAAGAAUGUCAGCUCCUCUGAUGCUGGGACUUACUACUGUGCUGUGGCCACAUGUGGGGAGAUAUUAUUUGGAAAUGGAAUUACACUGGAUGUUCAAGAAAGCAGUGUGUGGUCACAGACAGCUAGUAGCGCUUUUUUUUUGCUUUUUGCUGUCUUGGUUAUAAGCCUGGUUGUUAUUGCUGUCCUCAUAUACACAAUCAAGAUAAACAACAGUGAUCAUUCUAAAGUUGCAGUCCUGAAGAAAGACUUGAGUUUUCAGAAGGUGCAAAAGGACACAUGGAUUUUCUCUGCUGUUGUCUUUACCAUGAUGGAAGUUGACAGAAGUAAAAGAACAGAUCCAAAGGCAGCGAUGCAGCGGCAGAUCUACAUGGCUGUCAAGGUUUUUGGGCUGGAUUAGGUCUAUUUACCAUCCGUUGGAAUAAAAUUAACUGUUUUUGCUGUUCACUUGGUGCUAAUAAGUUUUUAUGUAUUGUCUUUCCAUACAUAUUAUUAUCAAUGUCUAGAUGUAUUUAGAUUGAAAAUGUACAUAUGUGCAUACAUGUCAAGAUCAGUCCUGAAUAACAACAUUCCUAGUUUUGUCUGGAAUGAAUGAUGGUUAGGUAAUUAGGGUGCAUACCACAUUAAAGUCAAAAUGUCAAAAACAUAAAUCUGUGAAACCAGGGGAUUAUUAUUGUUUGUAAUUAUAUAGUGAAUAUGCAAUCUACCCCAAAUGUAUUUUUCUGUUUCUGUAUGAUUUAUAUGGUGAUAUCACCAUGAAUAAGUAAAAAAAAUUAACGCAUUGUAACCACAAUUAAAGAGUAACAGAAAAUUGCUGAUGUAUUCAAACACGGGAAACAUCAGAGAAGUUUAAAGAUUCCAACAUCAGUAAAAGAAGUGAUUUUGAUCAUUGCAUUGUCUGGUAUAGACAGGAUAAAUCAAUAAUCAACAGUGGGCUGUUAAAAGUAAAUGUUAUUUAUCAUUGUGCAUCAUUAUUGCUACCAUAUUUUUGGGACUUUGUUGUAAAAAAAUGCCCUAAUUCUUAUGGUUAUUGUAUUUCUCAACAUUAAUACAAUUAAUAAAUGUAAUUAAUAAAUAAAACACCUUCUAGUGCAAA
Haplochromis burtoni (Burton's mouthbrooder) is the source of this 1723-nucleotide messenger RNA. RefSeq lists its product as uncharacterized. Lineage: Eukaryota; Metazoa; Chordata; Actinopteri; Cichliformes; Cichlidae. The coding region runs from base 11 to 1027 and encodes 338 amino acids. The transcript is spliced from 6 exons. The record is from RefSeq and is a predicted model, not a curated record. Gene Ontology annotation, biological process: response to bacterium.